AUGGAGCGAAUGGUAAACCGGCGGCUGACCCACUACCUCGAGUCUACAGGUAAACUAGAUGACCGACAACACGCCUUCAGACCCGGACGCGGUACAGGAACGUACCUUGCCUCCCUGGGGGAGAUCCUCGAUGAAGCCAAGUCCCAAGGUAAGCACGCCGAGCUGGUGUCCCUGGAUAUAUCGCGCGCCUACAACCGCGCGUGGACCCCCGGUGUUUUGAAGAAGCUGGCACUCUGGGGUGUCUCCGGCAACCUCCUCCACUUCGUUAAGAAUUUUUUGUCCAGUUUAGUCCAAGCAAGCGACGAGAACAGACGUGUUUCUCUCCCCGUCGUGCGUUUUUUCCAAGCGUUUUCUUUCCGUGAUUCGGCUGACAGUCAGCCAAAAGUACCCGUUCCGCGUGUGAAGUGGUGA
Messenger RNA from Armigeres subalbatus, 411 nucleotides. RefSeq lists its product as uncharacterized. Bases 1 to 411 code for a protein of 136 amino acids. NCBI's taxonomy places the organism in Eukaryota, Metazoa, Arthropoda, Insecta, Diptera, Culicidae. The record is from RefSeq and is a predicted model, not a curated record. The transcript has a single exon.